AUGAAUGAUGAAGACAUACUGGAUCCUGAGCUGGCUGAAGAAUUAGCCAUCGACUCUGGAAGUGAUGAGGAUGCCGAGGAAGAAUUGACUCUCGAUCAGUUACAGCAGAUGUUGGAAUCAGAUGACGAUUUUAUUGAAGAUGAAGUUAGUGAGGAGCCAUUGACUUGGUCAUCUGAUUUUAACGAAUUUAGAGGGGUCAGGGAGGACUUCAACGAAGAAGCUGGUCCUAAAAUUGAGGGAACAAGUCCUUUAGGCUUGUUUACUCAAAUUUGGGACCAGCCUCUGAUGGAUUCUAUUGUCCACGAAACGAAUCAUUACGCUUGGGAAACAAUAACCGGUUUCUUUGAAACCGGAGACUCCAUGCCAAGUAAAUCUCGCAUGAACGACUGGGUGGAAACUUCGGUUUCCGAACUAUAUAGGCUUAUAGGUGUGAUGAUAUUUAUGUCAAUAUGUGUAAGAAGUAGGUUAGAGGAAUAUUGGAUGACGGGUGUGAUGGGUAUGCCGGAGUUUCGAAAACUGAUGUCAAGGGAUCAUUACGUAAUGCUCUUAAAAUUUUUGCACUUUACUGAUAACAACAACAUACAUGUACAGGGGCGUGAUAAGAAAAUAGCUAAAAUAAAACCUAUUAUAGAUUAUUUAAAUAAAAAAUUCCAGUCCAUUUACGUGCCUCACAGAGAAGUAUCGAUAGACGAAUCGUUGCUGCUUUGGAAGGGUCAUUUAAGCUGGAAACAAUGCAUUCGUUCCAAAGCAGCUCGAUUCGGUAUCAAAAGUUAUGAACUCUGUGAGGCCGUAACUGGAUACGUAGUAAAUUUAAUUUUGUAUGCCGGCAAAGGCACGACAACUGCAGAAACGGUUUACGGGUUUACUACAUCCACUGCCAAAAUAGUCCUUGAGCUUUUCAAGAACUAUUUAGGCAAGGGAUAUACCCUGUUCAUGGACAAUUUUUAUAAUUCUGUUCCUCUGACCCAAUUUCUAAAAAAACAUAAAACUGACGUAGUCGGUACUCUGAACCGUCGCCGAAAAGACACGCCCGUAGAAAUCCAAAAUUUGCAGGAUAAAAGGAUGGCUAGGGGUAGUGUGGUAAGUAGACACUGUGGUGAUGUAUCCGUCAUAGCAUGGAAAGAUGUGAAGCUUGUCACCACUGUAUCUACUUACCACAAAACAGAUAUGGCUCCAGGGCACAGGGCUGGCCAACCCUGCUCCAAACCAGUCGUGGUCCAUGAAUAUAAUAAAUACAUGGGAGGCGUCGAUCUCAAAGAUCAAAAGCUAAGCAUGUAUUUAUUAGAAAGAAAGAGGGGAAUCAAAUGGUAUAUUAAAGUUUUUAGACGUCUUUUAAAUAUAUCUAUUUUAAAUGCAUAUAUUAUAUAUUGUGCUAACAUUGGCCAGCAUAAAAAAAUGACUCACCGCCAAUUUCGUUUCAAGCUUGCUGAAGAGCUCUGCUUAGAAUUCGGACAAAACGUCUCCUCACGUUCGCGCCAGGUCCCCAUCCCCACCUGUAGCAGGCUGAACAGGGAUUUUAAUCAUUUCCCUGUUCAUAAUGAGGUGACCGAGGAGCGAACCAAAAAACAAGAUAAAUUUAAGAGGGGACGUUGUGUUAGAUGCAGGCAAAAAUGUAACAUCGCGUGCAGUCAUUGCACGGUGUAUAUUUGUGUUGGCCAAUGUUGGCUUGAGUAUCAUACUUUAGAAAAUCUAUAGUUUGUAAAUUACUUCUGUAGUUACAUAUAUAUAAAAUAUAUAAUUAAAUAUUAUCUAUUUAUUUAUAUUAGUUAUAUAUUUAUAUAAAAUGUGUGAUGUAGUAGUCAACACACCAGACUGCUACUUCCAGGUCUCGGGUUCGAUCCCCAGUCAGGUCAAGUUGGUAAAUUAU
This is a messenger RNA of Amyelois transitella, 1867 nucleotides long. RefSeq names its product piggyBac transposable element-derived protein 4-like. Bases 1 to 1695 code for a protein of 564 amino acids. Lineage: Eukaryota; Metazoa; Arthropoda; Insecta; Lepidoptera; Pyralidae. The record is from RefSeq and is a predicted model, not a curated record. The transcript is spliced from 2 exons.